UUUGUAAAUAGUGAUAAAAAUUUCUGAAUUUGAAUGAAAUUUUCAAAAAUUUUGUAAAAAUUCUGUUUCCAACUCCUAUAGAGUCUAAAUUCUGACGUGUAGUUUUGAUGCGGUCUGAGUUUUCGAAAUAGCGUUACAGAAUGUCAGCCCCACAAGUAAAUGGAGUUCCAGAAAGCAAUGAGAUUGACGGAAAUGACGCCUCGUCCAAGAAAAAAUUCAACCACGCAGCUCGAGAUUUGGAAAAGGUUACCGAUUAUGCCGAAGAAAAAGAAGUCAUUUCUGCCGAACAGUUCCAAGGUGCCAUGUCCAUAAUCGAUGACCGCCGAAACAAGGAAGCAGCUGAAAAAAGAGCCAAAGAAAACGAACUGUUGAAAGUAUCAAUCAAAAAAGAAGACGUCGAUUUAAUCGUGAAAGAAAUGGAGAUUACGAGAUCAGUGGCUGAGAGAACCUUGAGAGUUCAUAAUGGAAAUGUUGUCAACGCUCUUAUAGCAUUAACUAAUUAAGUAUAAGUACAUCUCAAAUGAACUGUGAUUGUGGAGUUAUUCAGGCUUUAAGAUUUGUAAUUUAUAUGUAUAAAAUAUAAUCAUAACUGGGUAGUUGUA
Planococcus citri (citrus mealybug) is the source of this 602-nucleotide messenger RNA. RefSeq names its product huntingtin-interacting protein K. Bases 141 to 503 code for a protein of 120 amino acids. Gene Ontology annotation, biological process: negative regulation of apoptotic process; protein stabilization. The record is from RefSeq and is a predicted model, not a curated record. NCBI's taxonomy places the organism in Eukaryota, Metazoa, Arthropoda, Insecta, Hemiptera, Pseudococcidae. The transcript has 3 exons.